CCGGUGACAAGAGGAGCAGAGGCUCUGAGGUGAAGGUGACAAAGAUGGAUGGAUUCAGCGUGUUUCCUCCUCCUACUCCUUCAUCCUAUUUUGGGAGUUCUCUUCACACAGUUGUUUAACAGAGGAAUAAGAAAAAGGAGACAGGAGUGUUGGGUCCAAAACUCUGCCAUCAGAGGAGCUGGUUUUCAUCCUCAUAUCAGUCGGCCAGGCUCACUUCUAACACAUGGAGUCAAAAACUGAAGGGUCAGCGUCACUGACCAGUGAAAAACUGGCCUCUAUUGACGAUGAAGACGUUCUCAACAAAAUGCUGGACAGUGCAGCAGAUUUUGAAGAGAGGCGGAUGAUUCGAGCUGCUUUGAGGGAUCUGCUCAAGAAAAAGAGAGAAAAACGGGAGCAGGAGCGCGGGGUGAGACAGCAGGACCUGAGACAGCAGGGCUUGAAUAAAGGUGGGACAACGGGUGGAGCUGUUAGCAUCGGAAGAGCCUCCAUGAACCAGCAGCCGUCGACUCACAAGUCUGUAGGUAAGCCACAGUCCGCCACUCCAGUCAGCAGGACAGCAGGCAGGGUCGGAGCUGCUGCCGUCUCAGCCCAGAAAUGUUCCUCUGCUGAACCUCCCAACGCUAAAAAUGUCAAACAAAUGCUUCUGGACUGGUGCAGGGCCAAAACAGAGCCUUAUGAGGGGGUGGACAUCCAGAACUUUUCCUCCAGUUGGAAAGAUGGCAUAGCCUUCUGCGCCUUGGUGCACCGAUUCUUCCCCGACGCAUUUGAAUACUCCACCCUGAACCCCUACAAGCCCAGGGACAACUUCGAGCUGGCUUUCGGCACGGCAGAGAGGCUGGCCGGAUGCGCCCCUCUGCUGGAUGCUGACGACUUGGUCCGGAUGAAGGAGCCCGACUGGAAGUGUGUGUACACGUACAUCCAGGAGUUUUACCGCUGUCUGGUGGAGAAGGGGCUCGUCAAAACCAAGAAGCGCCCAUAAGAGGUCAUUGUGAUUGUUUACCGACGGACGCGCUCGCCAGAACCGGAGGUCAAAAGGAUGACUUUGUGAUCGUUUGCAGAUAAAUAUUUACUAUUCGAUUGGGAGACAUUUCACUGUGAAUGCACAGUGACUAAUGGCUGGUAUUAGUUUGCAGCGAACUGUUGCUGUCUGUGUGAUUUAAGAGAACAGCUGGUGUUUAGGGUUAGUUCAUUCCUCUGAGAUUACACAUCUGUAUUAAUCCCGCUGUGAGUCUGAGCAUGACCUUUGUGAUGGUGACGCUCUUCAGGACGUGAUGCAGUCUGCGAGUCAGUUAAAUAAAUACUCAUUUCAUCGUCCUGCUUGUCCUACACAGCAUAAACAAUCAACAAAAAUUAUACUUCUUACUGGGAAUUUUAUCACAAAAUGUGGAGAUUAUGAUGCCCGAAUGUUAGGGAGUGAAAAGUAUUGUGCAUUCAUCUUAAAGUACUUAACCAAGUCAUUUUAUGUAACACAUUUGAAUAUAGAAAUUGUGCUUUCUGUUUGACUGAAGGUUUUGAAAUAAAACACAAGUGCUUAUUAUUAAAUCUGCUGUUCCCAGUUUAAGGCCUCUAGCAGGCAGCAUCAUAAAAAGUAGUCUCGGGGUUAUAGUGUAAAAAUGUUUCUAAGAUGCAUAAACCUCUAACAAAUAGUUUUUUUCUUUUUCAUUUUACCGCUGUUACCACAUAUAUACAUAAA
Messenger RNA from Fundulus heteroclitus (mummichog), 1693 nucleotides. RefSeq names its product smoothelin a (gene smtna). Lineage: Eukaryota; Metazoa; Chordata; Actinopteri; Cyprinodontiformes; Fundulidae. The transcript is spliced from 9 exons. Gene Ontology annotation, molecular function: protein binding. Gene Ontology annotation, biological process: actin cytoskeleton organization. Gene Ontology annotation, cellular component: microtubule organizing center; filamentous actin. The coding region runs from base 224 to 979 and encodes 251 amino acids. The record is from RefSeq and is a predicted model, not a curated record.